AUGGAGGACGAGGAGCGCAUACCCGACGCGAUCAGCGUCAUGAAGCUGGAGGGUGAAUCGACCGGAAGGCCUGACGCAAAGGUCAAGCACGAACGAGCGAGCGCUUCUGCUACGCCCAACGGCUCCAAACCGACGUCUAGAUCUCCCAGUAUGGCAGAUCUCAAGACGGAAGGCGACGGCGAAUCCAAGCAAGACAUUGAGCCCACACCCAAGCUAUCUAGGAAAUCAUCCUCUAAGACUGCCAGUCACUCUGCUCGUCUCUACGACCAUCUUCCUAACGUCACCGAGGAAUCAUGUACCCAUUUCCAAGUUAUCACCGACUGUCUGUAUGGGUCAAAGCACAUGGGAUCUUCGGAUCACGAUGCUCUAGACUGCGACUGCAGCGAAGAAUGGCGGGACGGACAGAACCACGCUUGUGGCGAGGACUCUGAUUGUAUCAACAGGGCCACGAAAAUGGAAUGUGUCGAUGGCGACUGCAAUUGCGGAGCUGGAUGUCAGAACCAGAGGUUCCAGCGAAAAGAGUUUGCUAACGUGUCUGUCAUCAAGACCGAGAAGAAGGGCUUCGGUCUCAGGGCCGACAGCGACCUACAGGCCAACGACUUCGUUUUCGAAUACAUUGGCGAAGUCAUCAAUGAGCCGACCUUCCGCAGGCGCAUGGUCCAGUACGAUGAAGAGGGCAUCAAGCACUUUUACUUUAUGUCACUGACCAAGAGUGAGUUUGUUGACGCCACCAAGAAGGGCAAUCUGGGGCGAUUCUGCAAUCACUCCUGUAACCCUAAUUGCUACGUGGACAAAUGGGUGGUUGGCGACAAGCUGCGCAUGGGCAUUUUCGCCGGCCGUAAAAUCAAAGCGGGCGAGGAAUUAGUGUUCAACUACAACGUGGACAGGUACGGCGCUGAUCCACAACCCUGCUACUGCGGCGAGCCCAACUGCACUGGCUUUAUCGGAGGGAAGACGCAAACAGAGCGUGCCACCAAACUGCCCCCUGCGACAAUUGAGGCCCUCGGCAUCGAUGAUGGCGAUGGCUGGGACACUGCAGUCGCUAAGAAACCCCGCAAGAAGAAGCCUAAUGAAGACGAUGAGGAGUACGUUAACAGCGUGCAACCCCGCGGCCUGGGCGAGGACGGCGUCACGAAAGUCAUGGCAGCGCUCAUGCAGUGCAAAGAAAAAUGGAUUGCAGUCAAGCUGCUCACCCGAAUCCAGGCUGCAGACGAUGAUCGCGUUCGGAAUCGUGUGGUGCGCAUGCACGGUUACCAGAUCCUCAAAACCACACUGGUCACUUUCCUGGACGACAACAAUGUUGUUCUACAAAUUCUCGACAUCCUCGACAAAUUUCCCCGCUUGACCAAGAACAAGAUCUCCGACUCCAAGAUAGAAGCGACAAUUGAGAGUCUCACGUCGUCUGACCACGAGGAUGUGGCAGCCGAGUCGAAGCGCCUCCUGGAUGAGUGGAGCAAAUUGGAGACGGCGUAUCGAAUUCCUCGAAAGAAAUUCGACCCCACCGCACCGGCCGCCAACUCGUUCGAGGAGCGUCGCAACCUUGACCGUGUAGAGGAAGUCACCACCACAAAGCCCCUUUCGCCAUUCUUGAGCAGUGUGGUAAUCCCAAAAGGACCGCGCAGCAAUGUUCCCCAACGAAACGUGAAUUUUUUCAAUGGUCAGCGGCCACCGCGCAGACCGCAUCCCGGCUACACCUUACCGUUGGGAUGGUUUUCUGCUACCGAUUCCCGGGGCAACACAUACUACUAUAACAAAGCUGGAACGACGACCUGGAAGAGACCGACAGCACCAGCCCCAGAAACCCCGAAAGCCCCAUCCAAAGCCGUGCAAGAUCAAAAGGCUCUUCAAGACAUCAUUGAUAGCUUGACAAAGGAUCCCACACCCAAACCUUCUGCUUCGCAAACUCCACAACCCGUCGGAACUCCUGUGCAGGAGCCAAAGAAGGAAAAAUGGCGUUCUCUGCCUCUAGAGAAGCAGAUGAAGAUCUAUGAGAACACACUUUUCCCCCACGUGAAGUAUGUGUUGGACAAGUUUCGGCACAGACUUCCCAAGGAGCAGCUGAAGAAAUUCGCAAAAGAGGUUAACAAGAAGCUUGUGGCUUCUGACUACAAGAACAACCGAGUAGAGGAUCCUACUGCCAUCUCCUCUAAGCAAGAGAAGAAGGUCAAGAAGUACGUCAAAGACUUCUUGGACCGAGCUGUCGAGAAGUAUAAAGAGCAUGAGAGGAGAAAGGCCGAGCGCGCAGCAAGGCACGCUGCUAACGGCACGAAGCCCUCUACUGCAGCAGGUGAGGAUCUGGCCAGCAGCGAGACGCCUGUUGGCCAUGAUGAAGUCGAAGCCAUCGAUGACCUCAUAAUGAGUGAUGUAGACGAUGUUCAGUCACCAGGUAGUUCUCCUGAGCGGAAGCGUAAGAGAGAAGACGAGAACUCGCCCAGCCUGACGCCAUCUGAGACCCCAUCAGUCAAACGACUGAAGGAGGAGGACGUCGAGCCUAGUCCUCCACCCCCACCCCCACCACCGCCCGAGGCCGCUAUGGACGUUGCCAUGGCGGAAGAGGAGGAGGCCUUUGUGAGGGAGAACGAGGAGGCGCAGCGGCUUGCCGACGAAGCUGAGCAGGAUAGAGCCCGCCAGGAGGAGGCGUUGCAGCGCGAGAACGAGGAGGCCAUGAGAGAAUUCGAAAUGGAGCAGAAGAGCAAGCAGGACCUCGGCAACGAUGCCGCGAUCACGCACCCGGCCAUCAAUGGAGAGGGCCUGUCCAAGACGGACCUACCAAAUGGCACCAUCAUGGAGGCGGAGGACAUGGAGUUGGACGCAAAUGCGAAUGAUGGUGGCGCCGUGAAGAGCCAUGAGCGUCAGGCACGUAAGCAGGAGGUCCUAAGCCAUUAG
This is a messenger RNA of Phaeoacremonium minimum UCRPA7, 2886 nucleotides long. RefSeq names its product putative histone h3 lysine 36 methyltransferase protein. Bases 1 to 2886 code for a protein of 961 amino acids. Gene Ontology annotation, cellular component: chromosome; nucleus; chromatin. The transcript has 3 exons. The record is from RefSeq and is a predicted model, not a curated record. Gene Ontology annotation, molecular function: protein binding; histone H3K36 methyltransferase activity. Gene Ontology annotation, biological process: regulation of DNA-templated transcription. NCBI's taxonomy places the organism in Eukaryota, Fungi, Ascomycota, Sordariomycetes, Togniniales, Togniniaceae.